UGUUGAAGGGUUUACACGAAGAAAUUUACUGUUUGGCUUAAAGCUCGACAUAUUUUGUGCGCAAUUCCUCUCUCUAGUCCCUCUCGAGUGCGUUGAGUAGCUUUUCAGACGACGUUCCGUUUAUAGAUUACACUCGGAGCAUUUGAAUCUGUGAUAUUCUAGUGGACGGUUCACAGUAGACAGUGAACGGUGAACAGUGACCGUGAACAUAGAAGAUAAUAGUUGAGUCUAGGAAUUUCUUUGAGAUUUCGCAUUCAUAUCUGAAAAUACCUGACCAUCUUUGCUGUUAAAAACAUUGCACGGCUCUCUCACAGCAUGGAUGGACUGAAAUGGUUUUAUAGUGAAGUCAUCACAAUGGAAUUACUCGUACCAACAGUAUCAGAUAUAGUCUUCAAGUACACAUGGCCGAUACCAAAUUACAAGAAAACCAUUGCAAAGAAAAGUAUAAUUGAUAGUUCUCCCUUUGAAUUAAAUGUAAAUGGUAUACAAAGCACGUGGAAUAUGUCGAUAAGAUUUUGGAAAGGACCUGAAGGAAACAGAAUAACAAAUCCAGUAGUACUUUGCCUGAACAUGCUUAACUGUACGGUCCACGAAGUAGAACAGGCAAGGAUCCGUUUUCAAUUUGCAGUUUUCAACGCAGAAGUAAAGCACUGGGAAUAUUGCCAUGUUAGCAGAACAGUCCUAGAGUUAAAGUCAACGUCGGACAUCAUCUCCUUGGGUUACAGAGAUUUAUCCAUCGUAGAUCGUCACUUGAAGAAGACUGGCGACGUGGAAGUUAUGGUGAAGAUCCAAAUAAUUCAGUGCGAGAGCGAGAAACAUAAUCUCUCCCAAGAUAUGACAAGACUACUGAGACAUUCAAGAGGGGCAGACACGAAGGUGACUUGUGCAGGUGAUGAUGGAACCGAGAUUCCAGUGCACAGUAGUAUAGUAGCUGCGCGCAGUUCAGUCUUGGCGGACAUGAUAAAGCCAGUUCUAGAUAAAGUGGAACAGUCAGAAUUUUAUGAAGACAAUGACAAUGUCUUACCAGGGGUGAAUGAAAAUGUCGAAAGUCACGAUAAGGAGAGUGUAACGAAGAAUAAGGAAAAGACCAGGCAUCAUUUCAAAUUGGAUCUACUGGAUUUCUCAAAAGAAUUGACAUAUGAACUUUUACGUUACAUUUAUACUGAUCAUGUUGAUAAUUUGGACAGUUUGGCUGCUCAACUGUUACCCCUAGCUGAACGUUUUCAAUUGCAAGGAUUAAAGGAACUUUGUGAACGAAAUCUAAUAGAAACAAUAACACCAGAGAAUGUAGCAACAUUAUUGUUGAUAGCCGAUGAGUAUGGAUGUGAUCCUUUGAAGCGAGCUUGUUUGGCAUGUUGCGAAGAUAACAUUUUGAACAUAAAUAAGAGUUUGGCAUGGAAAGUCAUGGAGCAAGUGAACCCUGAACUGUUCAAUGAAGUUUGUGAAGCAGGUAUUGGAAGUUCACGUUCCAGUAAUAUAGAUGACAGUGAUUAAUAUGUGUAUAUUAUAUAUAUAUAUUAUAAAAAUGAGGUUUUUGUAUAUUUUCAAAUAAGAGGACUGAUGAGUAA
Messenger RNA from Cephus cinctus (wheat stem sawfly), 1568 nucleotides. Its product is annotated as speckle-type POZ protein. Gene Ontology annotation, biological process: proteasome-mediated ubiquitin-dependent protein catabolic process; regulation of proteolysis. Gene Ontology annotation, cellular component: cytoplasm; nucleus. Gene Ontology annotation, molecular function: ubiquitin protein ligase binding. Lineage: Eukaryota; Metazoa; Arthropoda; Insecta; Hymenoptera; Cephidae. The record is from RefSeq and is a predicted model, not a curated record. The transcript is spliced from 7 exons. The coding region runs from base 316 to 1494 and encodes 392 amino acids.